Molecule: messenger RNA, 5571 nt
Organism: Danaus plexippus (monarch butterfly)
Lineage: Eukaryota; Metazoa; Arthropoda; Insecta; Lepidoptera; Nymphalidae
Gene: Ltn1
Product: E3 ubiquitin-protein ligase listerin
Exons: 25
Coding region: 141-5225 (1694 amino acids)
Biological process (GO): rescue of stalled cytosolic ribosome; ribosome-associated ubiquitin-dependent protein catabolic process
Cellular component (GO): cytosol; RQC complex
Molecular function (GO): ribosomal large subunit binding; ubiquitin protein ligase activity; zinc ion binding
Source: RefSeq, a predicted model, not a curated record
AAUUAUUUGUCAAGUGCAUACGUUUGACUUGUCAAUAAUUUUGCAAUUCCUUUAAAACAAAAUAUUAAUCAUAAAAUUUUAGAUGUAGGCACUAUAAAGGUACUUUAAAAUUUUUGUAUUAAGAAUACAACAAAUCUAUUAUGGGUGGAAAAACAAAACAGAGCCAGAGAACUAAGAAUAAUGUUCGGCCCUCAAGUAGUGGCAGAAGUGCAGAAAUACUUAGUAACAGUCUGAAAUUGGAUUCAUCAUACGUUAUAACAGGGUCCGGGAAAGUUCUUCCGGCUUUAUUUCCAACACUUACAACAACACCAAUUGACCAAGGCCUUAGUCCUGAAUAUACAGUGUGUUUUAAAAAAUUCCACAAAAAAGAUCCCAUCACUAAAACUAAGGCUUUACAAGAGCUCACUGAACUAGUUAAAAAUGGUGAUAAAGAAGAAGUGGUAGCAGCGCUGCCAAGCUGGGCUAACAUCUACCAAACACUCACAGUCGAUGGUGAUCGGAGAGUCCGAGAAACUGUACAGACAUGUCACAGUGCUGUUAUCUCAACGUGCGGUCGUCGCGCGGCUCCAGUACUGCGACGUAUUCUCCCCGCUUGGUUGCUGGCCAGCGUGGACGACCACGGACCAGCACAGACUGCUGCUCUCAAUAGUCUUCAGAACACAUUCCCUGAUGGAAAAUUAGCUGAGGCCAUAUCAUUCUGCAAGUCGGAAAUCCUGUCAUUACUAAUAGACAACCUCACUGGAAAUGCAGAGGCUAUGCUCAGUAACAAGGUGGAGGACGUUGAAGAGCGAAGUAUGCAGGUGUCCCGUCUGUUGGGCUGUAGCUUGCUGGCGCUGCGAGCCGUGCUGUUGAAACUAACGGAACACCUGCAACAUAUAGAACAGCUGGAGGAGCAGCGGGACUGGCUGACAGGACAGCUGGAACACCUGCUCGGGAAUAACGCCUUCUGGAAACUGGCCACACACGAGUCCCAACAUGUCCGAUACUCCUGGUAUUCCUGUAUGGGUUCGCUGUGGUCGGUGUACCCCGGGGCGCCGCCCCCGAGUCACUCCCGCCGCCUGCUGCGGGCGCUCACCAACAGGCCGGAGUCCGGCGCUUCGCCCUGGAGCGCCAUGUUGCUGAUAGCUAACAGUCACCCAAAUUGGCACGAGUGGUUAGACAAGAAGGAUCUCCUGGUUAAGAGAGUCGUGGGUGUUCUAGAGAGUGGUGGUGGAGGGGAGUGUCGUGUGUUGUGUGAGUCGUUGCGCGGCCUGCUGUCGUCACUCCCUCGCGACAUGAAGACCAAAGACUUCUGGUCGACCUUCUUCGAUGCCGCCUUCAAGGGUCUUAAAAACAAAAAUCUACUGAGUUCGAGGAGUGAGAGACAGGGUUGGAUAUCAAAUAUAGCGGAAUGUCUGAAGUAUGUGAGCGAGCAGAAUGACGACUGGGUCGUUGAAGUUAUCACGGAAGUGCACCGGACGUGGCUGGAGCUGGUCGCUACCGCACAGGACAGGCUGACAAAGACCAAUAUGAUCAAACAUUCCGGCACGCAGAUGGCGAUGUUGGUCAAACACUGGCUUCAAAACUCCAAAGACUUAAGCGACGAGAAAUACGACCAACUCAUAAGAAACUACUGGCAGAACAUCGGUUCAACGAUCGCCUCGCACAUCGAUAUCCUGUCCCUGGAACGGAGCGACAUUGCAAACUCGAUCGAAGCUCACACUGUAAUGUUGAAAGCGUUAAAGACGGGGUACCACGAGGACGCCAGGCAGCAGCGCUGCAUCAAAUUCGCUGACGAAGAUGACAAAACGCAAAAGGAACCAAUUAAAGUGGAACUAGACCGGCGCCUACAGGAGCGGUUCGAGCACAACCUGCACGACGUCGCGGACAACACGUGUUGUAGCUACUUCGAUUUUGCUCAAACGAAGCAAGUCUCCAAGUGGGUGUUCCCGUCGCUCCAGCCUCUGCUGGUUGAGUUCGAGUGCGAGCGUCUGUUUCGAUCUCUGGCGAGGCAUUUCGGUUGCCAGAACGUAUUCGGUUUUUACGACAAAGUGCUCAAGACCUGGCUGUCCGGAGACACGAUGAGAUGUAACGCUCUGGUCGACGUGAUGUUCACUCUGGCUCAGUAUUUGAAUGAAUCAGAACUCGAAGCCAUGUACGACUCCUUCCAGCAGUUUCCUCCUCAAGUGGUGGAGUGGUGUCUGUCUCCGUCCUUGUCUCUCUCGCGGGGAUCGUCGUCUAUUGCAGCGAGCUGGCUGCGCGGCCCGGUGUGCGAGGCGGCCGUCGUGGGGCUCAGCAAGCGACCCGAGGACCCCGCGGCCCGGCAACUGUUACUGGAAUGUAUGGCUGUCGAUGAACGGGGAGAGCUGCGCGUGAGUGAGUCGACGGUGGUGAAGGUGCUGAGUGUGUUGUCAUCCCUAAUGCCGGUGCCUCCGCCGAGCGAGGUGUCGUCCCUGGCCUCGUCCCUGGUCCUCUCUCUGCACGCUACCAACGUGUCCGACCGCUGUCAACAACUCGUCCUCGUCAUGUUCGAACUGGUGCUAAAACAUCCGAAAUCGUCUUCUCUUCACUCCUCGCUCCUCGACUGUCUGCGCGUGUUGGGUCGCGAGUGUUCGUCGGAGGCGCUCCGCAGGGCGAGGGCCUGGCUAUAUCACGACAUAGAGGAACUGGACAUGAGUCGUAUAGAGCACGUGGCGUCUCUGUGUCCGCACGUGUUGUUGCCGAGCGAGUCCGUGCCCGCAGACACCAGUGACCUGUCCGCCCUCACUCGCGCCCUGAUGGACGACCAGCUCCGGCCGACCGUUCCGCUCGAGGUGUUCUCCCUGAGAUGUGACUGCAUCUUCGGGAACAUCAACUGUCCGAUAGAAGACGACAAUGACGUCGUCAAGACCAUCGUUGCCACCUCCGACAUGGACCACGCGGAACUUUCCAAAAUGGACCUUAUGGUGCAUGUGUACAAGAGUCUGUUCCGCUCGUUCUUCAUCCAAGCCAUCGUCACGCGGCACGCGGACAUCAUGGCGGACGUGUUCUUCCGGGAACAAUACGCGCUCUGCCUGUACGAAUACGUCAUAAUCAAGACUCUGUAUGACAGAUACGCCUUCUGGUGCCACUAUGAAAUUAUAUACGAGACCAAGAACCGCAUGGACCUCGUGCUGGACGACAUAUUCACCAAGACGCCGUACAAACACAAGGCGUCUCUGUUGAUAUAUCUGUCGGAGCAAGCGGCCGCCAAGGGCUACUACUGGUCGUACGCGACCAGGCUGUUCGACGACAAGGUACAGGAGUACGUCAAGAUGAACCCCGACAAUGAACCCAUCUGUGAAGUCGAGAAGGAGGUCUGCGUGGAGGCGGACCUCUCCAAGCAGGUUCUGGACUCCAUGUGUAUAGAGAAGUUGAAGGACAUCAUGACCGGCAACGGUUUCUUCCACAGCUUACAGGCGGAGCGCGGCGGGGUCCAGCGUACUCGUUACAUGGUGAUGUUGCGGAGUGUGUUCGCGGCUCACAGUCACGAGCCGGAUGUGCUGCGGGCCGCCCUGUCCCCCGGCUGGGGCUCCAAACACACCCCCGUCGACCUCUACUACACACACAACCACGUCAUGCUGUAUGAGAGAGAGCUGAUCGCGGCGCCCUGGAGCCAAAUAAUAAGCAACGCGGCCAUCGUGGACUUCCUCAUAGAGUCCGUGGAGAGAGGCUGGGAAAUGUCCGCCGCGGAGUGGGACUUCACCACCAUCACGCUCUGCUCGCUCAUCACCUCGCUCAGGAACAGCGCCGAGGGUUGGGAGGCCACUAAGGUGUCCGCCCUGGCCCGUCCCGUGCUCCAGCUCCUGUCGUGCGUGUCGUCGUUCAUCAGGGAGCUCCCUCGCCGCUGCGUGCUGGAGCAGCCCGCGCCGCACGUGGCCGCGCUCGUCACCGAGUGGAAGGACAUCUUCGCACCGGACAUCAACAGGAACCUGUUCGAGAUGCUCGUCAUCGUACUCAAGUCAGCGGACGAGCACAUGACGUCCAGUAGAGUGGCGACCAUCGCCGGCCUCAUCACGGCCACCAAGCACAUGGACUACCAGCACGUGAAGACGAGGAGCGCCGACACCGAGCUCAGGAACAUAGCGAGCGUCGCCAUACGAGUGCUGGACAGGAUGACACACCACGCCUACAAGUACCUGGCCUUCCACACGCUCGACCUCAUCUCCAAGCACAUGGUGCUGGACGACGCUGAAAAGUUAUCCGAGUGGAGCGCCCGGUCGGACGACAGUCCCCGGCCCGAGUUCUCCCUGUCCUAUUACGACGACACGCUGAUCCGGCUACAGGAGAUGGUGGACGCCGCGCUCGAACACGUCGACGGUGUCUGUGGGUCCCGCGUGGUGUGGUUGUCUGCGGGGGGGCGCGUGUCCUGCUCCCUUUUGCUGCUGGCCGCGGCCGUGUUGAGACACGCGGCCGCCGCCCGGACCGACCUCGCGCACAUGUACAUAGAACUGUUCAGGGAGAACAAGUACGCGGAGUGGUGGAUGCAGACGACCCUCAAACUGCUGCCUCAGGAAGUGGCGGCCUACGCCCUCGAGGAGACCGACACGCUGCCCGACCACUGUCUCAAGGACUUUGACAUUCUGCCCGAACUAAACGUCUACGGUUGGUGUAACGGCCGCACGGUGACCCGCCUGUCGUGCUGGGUGUUGACGGCCACCUUGGGCGGGUCGGGGGCGGGCGGCGCGCGCGGCUGGAGCCUGGCGUCCCCGCGCACGGCGCGCGCCCUGCAGCGCCUGGUGCCGGCCGCGGUGACCCCGCCCCUGGUGCGGCGCCACCUCACCCAGCUGCGAGAGCGCGCGGGCGAGCUGUCCGGGGCGCGAGUGUCCAUCCGCUGGAUGCGGGGCGAGGUCCGCUGCGUGCUAGAGCUGGAGGAGCGCGAGCUGGAGCUGACGGUCCGCUUCGCCCCGUCCCACCCCCUGGCCUUGCCCUACGUGUCCACUCCACCCAAUUCUCCCGCGCCGGACACGCACUGGAUCGUGCUGUACUUGGCCUACCAGAACGGCACCUUACUGAACGCCCUGAAGAUGUGGAUCUCUGCGGUGACGGCGCGCGUGGAGUCGUCUCCCCAGUGUUACAUCUGUUACUGCCGCAUGCACCCCGCCAGCGGCCGCCUGCCCACGGUGCCGUGUCAUCAGUGCCGGAACAAGUUCCACUCGCCCUGUCUCAGAAAAUGGUUCAGCACAAGCAACAAGUCCAACUGUCCCCUCUGCCGCUCCAAGUUCUAAUUCAAGAACUGCUAAGUUUCCAGGAGUCACAGCAUGAGUGAAUGUUGAAGUGUUUAGAUGACGUCAUUGAAAUAUUAAUCACAUGCUACAUAGAAAAUUAUCAGUUUUAAAUAUAUGAGGUAUUUCAGAGUUUUCAAUAAUCCUUUUUAAGUGUGUUUUUAUUCCGUCUUCAUUAAUGUAGGAUGUAAGGCCACAGACCAUAUUUAAAGUAAUAUCUCAAUGUAAAUACAAUAAACUGAAUUAUCUGAAUGUUCCUCCGUCACGGUCGUUGUAUAUAUUUGUUGUUUUGUCAGUCGUGUUUGUAACAAUACUGAGUUUUUGAAAUAAAUAAAGAAAAUCAUGUUCA